Lactuca saligna is the source of this 1036-nucleotide messenger RNA. The record is from the annotation of a GenBank genome assembly. Lineage: Eukaryota; Viridiplantae; Streptophyta; Magnoliopsida; Asterales; Asteraceae.
UUUAUCACGUGGUAUUCUGUAAGCCCUCCCACUCAAUUUUUCCCCGCUCGAAUCUGUAAAGUAAAAUACCAACACUUCCCUUUGUUCUUAGCCCUUAUCCUUAUGUUAAGAUUACGAUAAACUCCAUUUUACCUCUAAUCCUUCUCUAAUUUUUAUUCUUCUCCAUAAAAUCAAAAUCAAAAUUGAAACUCUUCCAAAUGAAUUCAGCAUAUUACGUUUUUCCCUAAUCUUCAAUAUCAAUCAUUUUCUUCCUCUCUUUUUCUCCUGCUUCCAACGACCUUAAUGGUGUAACCUCCACCCAGGUAUACUAGGGCUUUAGUUAAAUUGUGAUUACUCCCUCAUCAGUGGUCAAGAGGACGCCUAUAUGCCCUUGGACGCAACAAUUUCUGUUCGGGUAAACGCACCAUAUGGAAACAAUCUCCACCACAAAGAGAACAUGAUUCAUGGUCAAUUUGCAUUUACAACUAACGAAUCAAGCAACUACUUUGCAUGUUUUUGGGUAGAUGGUCAUCAUCAAGGUACUAAGGGUCUAAUUGUUAGUCUUGACUGGCGAAUUGAUAUUGUUGCAAAAGAUUGGGAGUCUGUUGCAAAGAGAGAAAAGAUUGAUGUUAAUGUCGCAUUGAAACUUGCAUAUUCGAUAAGCUUCAUAAAUUUGCCACUUUUAAGAGGGAUGACAGUUUGGGCAUAAAAACAAUGAAUAAGAGUCGGGGUUGGAUACGACCUAAAAUAUCCAACACAUGUUGGUGGGAAAUGCAGGUUGCUACUUGGUGUCACUCACUUGCACCGGAGAUGAUGUUAUUGAAAAGAACUCUGUUUUUAUCGACACUUCAAUUUAUUUAUAAAUUUUGCAAAUAUAUUUAAUUUGUCAGGUUAAUAUCAAUAUAACACGUUCGCAAUUUAUAACCAACUUUUUUGUAGCAUUUUUUAAUCAUUUUUUUGCAAAUCACACUUCAUCCAUCCUAUUAAUUUAUUUAUUUAUAAUUACGUAUUGUAUUUUCUUUAUAUUAAUUACAUUACAUACAUGUUCUGUUUGUAU